AUGGCCGACGUCGCUGCCGUGCCCCAGGAGAACCCGUCGCCGUCCCAGGACGACCUCGUCCCGCCGACCGGCAAUGGCUCUGCGGCCAUGGACUCGCGCAAGCGGCCGCGCCCUGCGGCUGACGACGACGACGACGACGACGAUAAGCCCGGCCGUGAGCGCCGCAAGAUCGAGAUCAAGUUCAUCCAGGACAAGUCCCGGCGCCACAUCACCUUCUCCAAGCGAAAGGCUGGCAUCAUGAAGAAGGCCUACGAGCUGUCCGUCCUCACCGGCACGCAGGUGCUGCUGCUCGUCGUGUCCGAGACGGGCCUCGUCUACACCUUCACCACCCCGAAGCUACAGCCGCUCGUCACCCAGUCCGAAGGCAAGAACCUCAUCCAGCGCUGUCUGAACGCACAGGAGCCCACGGGCACGGAAAACGGCGUCGAGGCCCCAGAAGUGCCCGCAGACUCGCCCGACGAGGUCACCCAGGCCACCGUCGCCGCCCAGCAGCAGACCGCCAUACCCACACGCCCCAUCCACCCGGGGUACAACAUAGCUGGCAUGACCAACGAGCAGCAGCAUCAGAUCGCGUACUACCAGAAUCUCCAACAGCAGCAACAGCAGCAGCAGGCACAGGCCGGAGGUUAG
Molecule: messenger RNA, 630 nt
Organism: Arthroderma uncinatum
Lineage: Eukaryota; Fungi; Ascomycota; Eurotiomycetes; Onygenales; Arthrodermataceae
Product: MADS box transcription factor Mcm1
Exons: 3
Coding region: 1-630 (209 amino acids)
Biological process (GO): positive regulation of transcription by RNA polymerase II
Molecular function (GO): DNA-binding transcription factor activity, RNA polymerase II-specific; protein dimerization activity; RNA polymerase II cis-regulatory region sequence-specific DNA binding
Source: RefSeq, a predicted model, not a curated record